Molecule: messenger RNA, 375 nt
Organism: Desarmillaria tabescens
Lineage: Eukaryota; Fungi; Basidiomycota; Agaricomycetes; Agaricales; Physalacriaceae
Exons: 2
Coding region: 1-375 (124 amino acids)
Source: RefSeq, a predicted model, not a curated record
AUGACAGGAAUACAGCUUGAGGAGGCUCAGCAUACACUUGAGUUGGAGAUGAAGGCAAGAAACAUGGGAACUGUGUAUCAGCAGCUUGAUAUUCAAAGGCAGCAAGCCACUCUUAUUCACAAGAUCAACCAGUUUCAUGGAUUACAGCAAGUCUUCAUGCUGAAGCUGCAUCUUGUGCUCUUCCUGUCCAAACUCUGUCAUAUUGAUAGUCCUGCUGGCUUUAAUGCCAAAAAUAUCAAGCUUUUUAUGCUCUUAGAGCUAGACAACAAUGCCCAAAGGACUUGUGUUUGUAUGCCAGGAGUUACAGCCAUGGAGUGGCAUAUAUAUGAGGCUGAGGCUCAUGAUUCCUUGCAGAAGUUUUGUUUGGGAUUAUGA